This is a messenger RNA of Galleria mellonella (greater wax moth), 4406 nucleotides long. Its product is annotated as inositol polyphosphate 5-phosphatase K-like. NCBI's taxonomy places the organism in Eukaryota, Metazoa, Arthropoda, Insecta, Lepidoptera, Pyralidae. The record is from RefSeq and is a predicted model, not a curated record. Gene Ontology annotation, cellular component: ruffle; cytoplasm; plasma membrane. Bases 286 to 1956 code for a protein of 556 amino acids. Gene Ontology annotation, molecular function: phosphatidylinositol-4,5-bisphosphate 5-phosphatase activity. The transcript has 10 exons. Gene Ontology annotation, biological process: phosphatidylinositol dephosphorylation.
AGUAUACUAAUUUCAAUGUAGGACUUUAGGUGAUUGCAAUACGUUUAUUAAAUAUCUGCAACUUAAAAAUUAACUUUUUUUUUAGUUUUUACUCAACUUUGUAAUAAAAUUAUGUUCUCCAAUUGUGUAAAUAAGAUAUAAUGACGUGAAAGUGGUUCAUCUAAAACAGAUUCAUUUUGCUAACACUUUCUCUUUCUUAAUUUCGUUUAUAAAUUUACCUUCCUAUCUUAUCUGAAAACACUUAUCUAGUACUUUAAUAAAUCAGAAACUUUGAAAGACAAUACAAUGGAUACUUUAAGAUUCUAUUUUGUGACCUGGAAUGUGGCAACGAGGAACCCUGGUCAAGAUCUCAAUGCACUUUUGGAUUUUCCAUCACAAUUUAAUAAGAGUAAACCAUUACCAGAUUUCUAUAUAAUUGGCUUACAAGAAGUAAAGUCACAACCACAGAACAUGGUUAUGGACGCUUUGUUUAGUGACCCCUGGUCAUCAACAUUCAAUAGAAUAUUGUGUCGUCAGGGCUUUGUUAUUGCAAAGAGUACAAGACUACAGGGCAUGCUUCUGCUAGUUUACACACAAUUGAAACAUGUCACACACCUCAGGGAUAUCGAAGCACAGUAUACCAAAACUGGUUUAGGAGGAAUGUGGGGAAAUAAAGGCGCCGUUAGUGUUAGAUUCAAUAUAUAUGGAUGUUCAGUAUGUCUGGUGAACUGCCACCUUACAGCCCAUGAACACCUACUAGCGGAUCGUAUCAAUGACUAUAAUACGAUAAUCAAACAACACAUUUAUCACGUCAGCGAAACUACAAAUAUAUUGUAUCAUGACUACGUAUUUUGGAUUGGGGAUCUGAAUUUCCGUACAGACCACCCUGCCGGAAACAGUCCUUCAUCGGAAGACAUCGUAGCGUUACUGAAGAAGGUAGAAAAGGACAAAUAUACGUCAUUAUUGAAACACGACCAGUUGUUGGCUGUUAAGGAUGCAGGGGAUGCGUUUUCAGAAUUCACUGAACCUGAAAUCCAAUUUCCACCUACUUACAAAUUUACGAUUGGCAGUGACGAAUAUGAUUUGAAGAGGAAACCUUCAUGGACGGAUAGGAUAUUAUACAAAGUGAUAGCCAAUAACUAUGAGAAUAUAACACUGAGGGCAGACCUGAUAUCGUACAACCAUAUACCGCAUUAUACUGUAAGCGACCACAAACCAGUGGUAGCGCAAUUUAAUAUUAAGAUUCGUCAAGGCUUCACUUAUUCAGCCCUAACCGAGUCGCCCAGAGCUGCCCGGUCUGCAAUCAGAAUGCGUUCAGCUGCCGUUAUGCCUGCGGCCGACCUAACAGCAAACUCUGCACCUUUCGUCACUGUUAUAGAAACUGAUGGGCCGAUAUAUGAGUCUGAUUUUGCAGCUCAAGACAGAGCAAUGGCUUCCAAGGCUUUCUCAAAUUACACAGAGAAGACUGUGGAAUUCGCGCCUAUCAGUCGAAUUUGGUAUAUAGGUGAUGCUGACUUCAGGACUCAGUGUACGCUCUCACACGACGUAGAGAUCAAUCCUAAUGACUGGAUCGGCAUUUAUGAUGCCGAUUUUCAAAGUCUGGACGAUUACAAAGUGUACGAGUAUUUGGCUAAAGUGAGCCUGCCUCAAGGACCUAUCACUGCCGGUCAACCUCGGACUAUAACACUCAGCUUCCCGGUAGGCAGCGGAGUGCGGACACCUGGUUUUUACCGGUUUAUAUACUUUAGCCAGCCGAACAAUGACGUGAGAAGUGUUUUGGGUGUUUCAGAACCUUUUGAGGUUAGUUCCAAGGAGGACAGGUUAGUAACGAUAGAUCCCUGCGAACCAUCGUCGAGUAGUUCGUCGCCCGGUCGACCCGCGGCCAACACGAGUACUGCAGAUAUAUUUACUGACUUCACCGGUCUAGAUGUAGCCAAGCUGUCGCGCCAUUUCGCAAACGACUUGAGUAUCGACUGACUAAAGACAUACUUGCCUGGCUCACCGUCUAAUGCUAGACGGAAGGACAAUGGUGUUUAACUUGUAUAUAUCAUUAAUUUAUAUUGUAAAAUAAGUCUGUAAUGAACCAAAUUUAAAACAACCAAUCAAUCGGACCAUGGACCAAUCAGUGUGGACCUUGUUGAAGACCUUGGUCUUCGCAGUGAUUUGUUUUUUUAGAUUGUGUUUUUACAGAUUCAGUGUAUUAACCAAAUUCUCUAAUACUGUAAGAUAAAGCUCUUUGUACGUACAUAUAUAUGUAUACAAAAAUUAAGUAUUUAAAGUUGUUGAUUUGCAUAUAUUUGUAAAAUAGUUUACUUAAUUCCUAGUUACUUAAAACAAAAUUCCUGGGAUAGUAGUUCCUCUUUUAGUUUUUUUUUCGUUUUUUUUAGGGAACUGUAAUAAAAACAUAAAUUUCCUACAAAUCUAUUUUAGAGUGUCUAGUCACUCUUUUAAAUUGAGGAAUUAUCACGAAAGGUUAAGGCAAAACACUUCAAUAGUUAAAUUAAGUUAAUAAGAGGUUUUAUGACGUGGUUAUGGUUUUACAGAUACACAAUGUACAAAAGUAGAAAUUUAAUCUUUGUGAUUUAAGCAUGUGAGUACAGAUACGGGAUCCUAAAAUACAAAUCAAUCAUUAGAUUUAAGUUUUAUUAAUUCGAUAAAUAUGCAAUAAUUAUGGCAACAGUUCGUGUUGUAUUUUAUAGUUUUAUAAUCAGUAUGAGUUUUAAAUACACAAUUGGGACUUAACGCGAUGUAAAAGCUUUUACAGGUGAAUAAUACCCACAUAUCUGCUUUUUUAUUGCCGCUGUUUCGACGUAGACGUUUACAUCAGGUUAAGCCUUGAUUGUGUAUUUAAAAUAUGUGUAAACAACGUGAAAGUAUAAAAUUAACAGUAUGAGUCUGUCACAAAAAUAUACAAUAUUAGCAAAGCUAUUAGUGUUAUAGAACAUACUUGCUGUUAAAAUAUUGUCAAGUAACAAGUAUGUAGCGUCAAACGCGUUUAUUCAUCUAACAAUGUACCGUAUGAAUUACACAUAUACACCAAAGGGAGACUUUGUACAAAAGUCGUUUGCUUGGGCACCUCUGUCAGAUUUGUGUUUCAACCGUGAAGCUGUUUUGUUUGCAUGCUUGUGUUUCGGUUUGAAGGGUGGGAUAUGGCAGUAAAUUUACGGGGUAUAGAGGAAUAAAUUGCAUGAAUUAGUUUCACCGAUAAGAGGAAACUCUUAAAUGAAAAGAAAAGAAGAGGAAUAACGCCUGAGUCCGUAGGAAUGGCAACGCAUUAUCAUGGGCGAAACAGUAUACUCUGUAAUGGCCAUGGUACUGCUCAUGUCUAUAGUGCGACGGUUACCACUUUAAAUCAGGUGGGCUGUCAGUUUAUUUGCCGUUCUAAGUUGUAUAAAAAAAUAAAUAUAUAUCCAAAUAGUUGUUACACCCAAGUUGACAGCGAAUACCGUUUAUAUUUAAAUACACCUUAUAACAUUUAGUAAAUUAGAAAUUUAUUUAGAAAUGAAUAUUCUGGUCAUAACAUAAUUGAGUGCUCAUAUAUAAUGUUAUUUUUAUAUCAUAUUUAUAUAAUGAAAAUACAGAUUUACUUAUGUAAUAUAUAUGUACCUUACCUGCUUAUAAUUAUAUUGCAUUAACGUGAAGGAAGCAAGUUGGAUGUACAUACAGGAACGAAUUUUCUAAUGACAUAUCUAAAGUAUUAACUAUUGUAGGAUUCAUAUUACUUAUGUUGAAAUUCUAACUAAAAGUUAUUGACGUGGAAUAACUAAUUGAUUAAUUAAUUUAAAUAACUAAAUAUUGACCAAGAUAAGGUAUGGUACAAAAGGCGGGCUUAAUGCUAGUAGCAUUCUCUACUAGUCAACCUUUGCGAUGAACAAUGAAUCACGAACGCGGUACUUCAUUAUAGGGAUAGGUAAAGAAAUAAUAAAAAUCGAGAAUUUGUUUUUGCAAAAUAAUAGCAAUCAAAUCACUGAUCUACCUAAAAAGUGGGGACCAUUGCAUACAGAAAUUAACGCUACCAUGAGAGAUGCUAAGAACGUUGCAGUGUAAAGGGUUAUCAUAAUGGCUAUACUAUGCAGUAACUCAGUGAUGAGAUGGAACAAUCUUGCCCCAAGACCAUAGAUAGUCUAAAUCUUAAAUUCUUUAUCGUACAUUACGGGAAUAAAUUAGAUAUAUCCAUGAAAGUACCAAGAAAGUGGAUUUAUGGUUAGCAGAUAUUUUCCAGUCGCGUUUGAUCUUGACAGUAUGUUUUAUACGUGCAUUCAAUAGUAAAAACUAUUCUUUUAUGUACAGUAAGCAUAGCAAGCAGUAUCUCGAUAUGUUAACUGAAUUUAAAAAGAAGAAGUUCCCAAUUCGGCUUUAUUAUGUUCAUUAUCUCAUAAUUCCAUAUGCAAGGAUCUUUUCUAUUUUAUAUUCUAUGUAGUUUAUAU